GCACCCACCAUGAGCAACCUGCCCAAGGAGAAUGAGCACAGCAGCAACAGCCUCGAGGAAGAGGUACGGACACUCUUUGUCAGUGGCCUUCCUGUGGAUAUCAAGCCCAGAGAACUCUACCUGCUUUUUCGGCCAUUCAAGGGUUAUGAAGGAUCGCUGAUCAAACUAACGUCCAAACAGCCGGUAGGCUUUGUUACCUUCGACAGCCGGGCUGGUGCAGAAGCCGCCAAGAAUGCCUUGAAUGGCAUCCGCUUUGACCCGGAGAACCCCCAGACGUUGCGGUUAGAGUUUGCGAAAGCCAACACCAAGAUGGCCAAGAGCAAGCUGAUGGCCACGCCAAAUCCCACCAACCUCCACCCUGCCCUGGGAGCGCACUUCAUUGCACGGGCCCCCUAUGACCUGACCGGAGCAGCUCUGAUUCCAGCAUCUCCGGAGGCCUGGGCACCCUACCCACUCUACACCACGGAGUUAACUCCCGCCAUCCCGCACGCUGCUUUCACGUACCCAGCUGCUGCGGCCGCCGCUGCCGCCCUCCAUGCUCAGAUGCGCUGGUAUCCUCCUUCUGAAGCUACCCAACAAGGAUGGAAAUCUCGUCAGUUCUGUUAGUUUUUAAGCCGCCUCUCGGCCCACGUCCUCCCCUUCCCCGUGUCUCUCUGUGGAGUGAUGUGCCAGGGAUGAAGCAGACUGUGGAUCGCUGGAAAUCCUCCUCCACGAGAGAAAACCUUUUUCCUGUGGCCACCGGACAAGGUGCCUAACUGCAGUAACCCAUGCUUCUCGCGAAUGAAGCCGUGGGCUUUCCCCGUCCGAGACUGUGAAUAGCAACAGCCCCCCUACCCUACUGUGGACUUGCAUGGUCUUGUGUUCUGCUUGCCUCCCACUCUGCCUAAGUCCCGGCAAACUCCCGUUGCCGAGGGGCAUGUGCGUUCUCCCCGCGCCCCCCCCCCCGCACCUCUUUUGCUACGUCGAGUCCGAGUCGGAGAGACCCGAUCUUGGCGAUAGCCAGGUUUUGUUUCCCAGCUGGGCUGCUGGCGUGCAUUGCGGCCUAGCUGUAUACAGUGCAAUAUCCAGGCCUUUCCAAUCCUGAAAUGGUGUUUAUGCCGUACCGCUGGAGGAAGCGAAGAGACAAAUCGGUUUUGCAUGUUUUUCUUUUGUUUAUUUCUGGCAUGAAUUUACAACACUUUGACUUGGUGUGUGUGUGUACGUAUGUGUGUUGCGAAGCUUGUUUUUGUUCCAGCGUUUGUGUAACCGUAGCAACAGGUCUCGGCCUAGCUAUCGAACACUGAAGUUUUUAUUCAUCUUGCUUCCGUGCGGACUUGGCGUCUGACAAAACAGUGUCCUGACUCUUGCCCCGUUUCCAUUUUCUGCUUCAGCUAGAAUUUGGGGAGGGGAAGCAAGUUGUUGUUCCUUUAAAAUUCAAAUCUGCUGGAUUUCUCGUCCAAUUUUUCUCCUCCAGUUCAAGUCAGGGUUGUUUUUGUGUGUGUGUUUUUUUCCUCUGUCAGACUUCUAUAUAUAGAACAGCUGUAAAAUAUUUAACUUUUUUUUCCUCCACAUCCCUCUGAUUGGAGAGGCUUCAGUCCUGCCAAAUAAUCCGCCAUCCUUAUGGGAAUACCGAACAAAAAAAAAGAUGUACGAGUAUUUUUGUACCAUGUGUAAUAAGGAAAUAUU
This is a messenger RNA of Gekko japonicus, 1665 nucleotides long. RefSeq names its product RNA binding protein with multiple splicing 2 (gene RBPMS2). The record is from RefSeq and is a predicted model, not a curated record. Bases 10 to 606 code for a protein of 198 amino acids. The transcript has 8 exons. Gene Ontology annotation, biological process: negative regulation of smooth muscle cell differentiation. Gene Ontology annotation, molecular function: protein homodimerization activity; mRNA binding. NCBI's taxonomy places the organism in Eukaryota, Metazoa, Chordata, Lepidosauria, Squamata, Gekkonidae.